GCUCGACCGAGGCCGCCGGCCUUCCUUUGCGUAUCGGGCCCCGUUGCGUGUUUCGCGCCGCGGACGACGCUGUUGUUUCUCCUCGCCGGUUGUUCGCGGACGAAGACGACGGCCGAGACGAGUAGUGCCGCGUUUAUCCACGGUGUCCUCGUGCGAGUCGGCGGACAGCGCGCACUGAUACAGGCGCAAGGGCGCGAAACCGUCUCAGUCCGGUACUUAACGCGGUUCCGCGCGGGAGAUUCGCGAUGCGUUUCCGAGGCAGUGUACCGUAAAGAGUUCUCGCGCCGGCAAGAAAACGCGCCAAUCGCGCGUCCGGUGUUCGCGUGGUGCUUCACGCUCGGCGGUUUGUCGCAGAAGAGGAGAGGGAGACGGAGAGGACGAGGGGGAAGCGGAACGGAGGAGGAGAAGGCGGCGGUGGACAAGCGAGGGGGAGAGGACUGUCGCGCGUCCUCUUUUUUCGCUCCUCUCGUCGAAAGGGGGAUCGUAGACUCUCGUUUCUCGAAACAACAAGAAGGAAGAUCGUCGCCAGCGGCGGUGACCAGGUAACGAUCCGAGAGGAAAUCGGAGUCGUAGGCGGGGCUUAAGGUCGCUGGACACGUGACACGGAAACUUGUCACGCCGCCCUUGCCCUCCCCUCCACGCGGCCGAAAUCCACGCGUCCGCGGACGACGCCCCGUCCCGGGAGACGACUCGCACGCGUGUGCGUGCGCGUCGUGCGUGACGCUUCCACGCGGACAUUUUUCCAGGAGGAUCGUGCUCCCGCGGUAUAAGGGAAUAAGACGAAUGCCUACGUUAGCUAUGUUCUUACAGCGCGCUGCGGAUGCACUCGACGUUGACAGAACCCUCGCGCCUACGCGAGGUUACGUCACGCGAUUCUCGCAGCAGACUUCGAGUGCCUCGAUUCUCCUCCGAGUCGCAAAAAUUCAAGACUGGAGCCGGGCCUCCAGGAUCCACGCGACUCUCGCGUCCAACUAAUGCGCGCACGAUAGUGUCCUUCUGUCGCAACUCCGUAAUUAAUCGACAUCCGGCGACGAUCGACGACAAUUACCGACGACAAUACCCGUAAUCGACGAUCGUCCCAUCGACUCGCAAGGCGAUGACGCCGUCGUGGCUGACCGAGGAACGUCACCGUGGCAUCGACGCGUGAAUCCCCCGAGGAUGCAGCAAGCCAGCGUGGGUGGCUGCGACGAGGGCUCCGCCGCGACGAGUCCUCCGGCGAGAUCGCCGGCCGGCUUCGCGAUCAAGAGCGAGCCCGUCGCCGACAGGAACGACGUGAGGAUCAAGAUCGAGAUGCCCGAGCCCACGGAGGCCGGCGUCGAGGUUAAAGGCGAGCCCCGAGAGGAUUAUCAGCGGCAGCCGAGCAACGAUAAUUAUCGCUUCAACGACAAGAAGCCGGGAUACGUCCCGGACAUUCUCGGCCAGUGUCAACCGGGAUACCGUCCCGUGGGAUUGCCCAACUCUUUCGGCUUCCCUCCCUUCUACGGGCAACACCAUCCGGCGCCCAUGAUGCCGGCGACGUCGUCGUCGUCCUUCUCGGCCGGACGUCCCUCCCCGGAUGGGCCGAUCGGUAAGAUCGCCGACGGACACGAGCAGAGCGUGUCGCACGUCGAUCGGCACGCCGCCUACGGCAGGAUGCCGCCGAUCCCCAACGACGGCUUCCUGCAGGAGCACCAUCAGCGCUUCGACCCCGGCGACUUUCAACACGUCAACGCCGGAGUGCCGUACCCGGGCUUCCGGCCCACCCUGCGCACGUCGUACGGCAAUCAUCAUCACCAUCAUCAUCAUCACCAGCAUCCUCCGCAUCAGAACAACAGCGCCUACAACAGAGGCCACUAUCAUCCGGCCAGGCAGCGCAAGUGGAGCAGCGCUGCGUUCCGCGGCCUACACCCGCCGAUGCCCUGGCCUACGUGGUUUUUCCGUCCGGAUCUUCCGCUUGGCACGCCACUACCGACGACUCACGUUCCAAAUUCGAGUAACGUUUCUACUUCGUCGUCUCUACUAUCUCGGACACAUCUGGACGUUCCGAAAGGGCCGGAGCUUCCUUCCAAUAGCAACAAAGUCCAUGGACAGACGCCAACGAUAUGCACAUCCAUCCGUUGCACGGUGAACGGCUGCUCCUGCGAGUCCUUCACACCGGGUAAACGUCACCUGCGUUACUGCGAGAACUGUCAUCACGGCUGGGUGCCUCACGUAACACAUGUUCGGGAUCAUCUAUAUUUUACUGAUGGAGACCGUUUCUCGCAGCGACGAAUUGUCACGGCUCCCGCGCUUCUUCCGUAUGAAAAAAAUGACAUCCCGCUGGCGCGACUGUCAAGCAUUCACCACCAACAGCAGCAGCAGCAGCAGGCUCAACAGCAACAACAGCGGCUCGGUGGCGGUGCUGGUGGUGGGGAUGUCGUCUCCGGCCCUCGAUCCGCUGGUAGGGAGGAUAAAAGCGUCGUAGGGAGGGUAAAGCACCCGGCAUCAUCGACGACGACGACGACGACGACGACGACGACGACGACAACGACGACGACGGAGACGACGGCGACGCCGCCGCCGACGACGACGACGACGACGAUACUCGCGGAUGGUAGCACAGGAGGAGGGAUAGGCAGUGACAGUGGUAGUGGUGGCAGCGGUGCUCCUGGUGGGGACCGUAACGGCGGCGGUGCUAGUGGAGGUGGUUGUGCCGGUGGUGGUGGCGAAGUCGCGGAGAAGGAGGAGAGGCCACCGGCUUCAGAGACUGUCGAGCCGACGGCCGCGUUUGACGUCGCAUCCCUCGUACUCUACGGCUCGCGCGCACUGCCGAUACGCCUUAAGAUCUUGCUCGAUCAGUUGUUCAACCAGUUGCCCCCCGCGCAAGUGACACGUAUCCUAGCUGCCUUCGGUUGGACCCACGAGGAUUAUACGCGAGGAUACAUACUGCAGGACUCGCAGAACGGCCCGGUGCUGGACCGAUGGAGUAUCUGCUCGGCUGAGGAGGAGCCGCUGGUUCUACAGCAGUUCCUCAGGUUCGCCGAGACGCGUCCGUUUGUGCAGCAGCUGCUGCUGGCCGCCGGAACGCCGGGUACGGAUGCUAUGUCACCGAGCAGACGACCUUCGCCGCCGACGAUGCCACUAGCACACUUGCCACCCCCGUUGCAUAUGCUACAUUGCGGGCUACCGCCGCCGGGUUCCCGGCUGCCGCCCCCGCUACCACCGCCCCCACCCCCGCCGCCGUCGUCGAUCUCGCACUCCUCGAUGUCGCCGACGGCGCAGAAGCACUACUCGACGAAUCCAAUCGGCGGCGUCAGCAGAGCGAAUUCACCACCGCGUUCCCUGGACUCGCAUCUAACGGUAUCGCCGCUGAAUCGACUGCAGAGCAUGCAACCGUUCGACUUUCGGAAACUGGGCACUCUCGGAUUGCCGGCGUUUCCGCCGUUGCCGCCACCACCGCCGUCCGCGGAGCAGCUUCUGCAAAAUCGGAAGUCCAUGAGGAAUCAGCAGAGUCCUCACAGUCCGCCCCAUCAUUCGUCCGCGGCGUCGCAGCUGCAGAGGCCGCACAUGCCGGUCGCGCCUGUCUCCUCGUCGGCGUUGACCUUCGGCCAUCCGCUCUCGGUCGCUGUCUCUUCCGGCGCGCUACCACCGAGCUUCCCGACGCACUUCCCGCCACCACCGAUGGGGAAAUCGCCCGGAGGGAUCGGAUUAACUGUACCCACGGACGUGCACAGCGGUGGUGAGAAGAGCAGUGAGUUCGGCUCGGAAGAGGACGACGACGACGAGGAGAAUUCGGACAGCGCGCUGAAUCUGAGUAGACGAGACUCCGCCUUGUCGAAGCACAUCAUUUCUUCCGAUCAACGACACCCGCCGUUGUCCCUUCAGGGCGGACCAUUGGGCAGGCCAUCCGGUAUACCUGGCAGGAAGCCGCAUUCGCCGGGCAAACGACCGGGCAGUCAGUGGAGCACCGCCGCGAACUUACCGCCGAAUCUCGGUACGCCCUUCAUCAAUCCCACGACUGGCAAGAAACGCGUGCAGUGCAACGUCUGCCUCAAGACCUUCUGCGACAAGGGCGCACUGAAGAUCCACUUCAGCGCGGUGCAUCUGCGAGAGAUGCAUCAGUGCACCGUCAAGGGUUGCAGCAUGAUGUUCAGCUCGCGCAGAUCGCGCAAUCGACACAGCGCCAAUCCGAAUCCGAAGCUGCACUCGCCGCAUUUACGUCGCAAGAUCUCGCCGCACGACGGCCGCUCUUCCAUGGCGCACGCCCUGGUGUUGCCGCCGCAGGUCGGACUCCCCGUACCGGCCACCGGACUGAAUCAUUUGCCGUUCGGCACGUUUCCGUUGCUCACGCCGCCACCGGAUCUUCGCUCCCCAGCCUCGUUAUGCGCGUUGGACUUCAAGCACUUAGAUCUGUCGUCUACGCAGGGCCAGGGCAGACCGUAUGACGAGGCUCUGCAGCAGAGAAUGUCGGUGAACGCGAGUCUAUCGACUACCACCACGGCCUCGACGACCAUGCCGGUGGCGAUGUCCACGAGCGCAGCGAUCACCACGACCACGACACCGGCACGAAGUUCGUAUCCUAGUGGCGGCACAGUCUCGCCGUCCACUCAGGCAUCGUCAGGCAUGAUACCGGAAGGCGAGGAAGAUGAGGACGACGACGAUGGCGGUAUCGUUGUGGUCGCGGAGGAUGAAACUAGCAAUCUGCCAUCCAGAUUGCCGCUUCGCGUCGACGACGACGAACAGCCGGCCGACUUCAGUCUAGCGAAGCGGCCGAAACUCUACUUUGGCGACACUGCCGAUGAGGAUCUCGCUAGCAAUCCGGAUAGUAAUGAGGACAACGACUCGAUGGGCACGGUCGAUCAGCAGUCCUUCUCCGUGAACCAACAUUCACUUAACUCGAGUUCCUUCCAUAACCGAGGUGUACGCAAGAGAAAGUCCCAGCAUCCUACGAGAUGUGCCGUGCCGGUAGAAGUGCAUUCCUCGUCCACGGACGGUGAUUCUUCCAACGACGAGGAGCAGCGGAUUCAACGGCGUUGUCUGUCGGACAGCGUCGUUGCGCCGGCGCCGAUGACAGAGUUUCAAAAUCAACCAGAAGACAUGUCGAUGUCCAGGCUCGAGGCGGAAGAACGGAAGAUACUUCCUGGCUCACCGAGAAAUCUCAGAGGCGGUUUUCAUGAAUCGGACUCGCGCUCGCCGGAUGCCGCUAAUAGAGAGCGCGAGACGACAGCGUCCGUUAAUAAUCGGCGCGACACUAUCUCUUCCCAGGACAACGCGGAGGAUCCACUUCAAAACGAGCCACGAGACUUGAGCUCGAGAGCGAGUAGCAUCAAAUCGCCGAAACGACAGAUCACUCCGGAACCAAAGAACGACAAUGCACCUUCGUUGAGCACGCCAAGUGGAGCGACGACAACGACAACUUCGGCAGUUGCGGUGAAGAAUUCUGACGCCACAUCGUCCGAGCAGAAAGAUCGGCAACAGAGCGCAGAGAACGACGAAACGAAGGGAAAAGAGGAGUCAAUCGCGAAGAAAGAACCUGCCGAGACGUCUGCGCAGGAAGAGAAGAAAGCAGUGAACGAGGUGGAGCACCAGGAGGACGAGGAGGACGACGAUGAUGAGCCCAUGGAGGAGGUCGAGGAAGAUGAGGAGGAAGAGGAGGAGGAUGCGGACGACGCGCUGCGCAAUCAAGAAGGUGAGCGUCCCGAUGAUCCCCCCCGUGCCCCGAGCUCGGUCGACAGCCGUCCGACGACAGCCGACGACCUCUCCCACGACUCCUCGAUCAACACUUUGCGUCAACUCGAGUCCUUGUCGCAGGGUCGAUGCGCGAUGCCGUACGCCGAGACGCAGCGGGUGGCUUCGAGGUCUGGCCGCGGCUCUACCAGCCCUAUCAGCCUCACGAUCCACCAGGAGACCACCAUGGACAACUCCUCACAUGGCUCUCGUUCAUCCAGCGCCUCACCCUCCACAGCGGCCAUGGAUACGGACAAUAGCCUGAUCACGUACGCGCGCUACGAGAACGGCGGCUUCGUCAGCACCCAGGAGGUGCCGCUCGACCGUGAGAAUCCGCGCCGUUGUACGGCUUGCGGCAAAGUCUUUCAGAAUCACUUUGGGGUCAAGACCCACUAUCAAAACGUUCAUCUCAAACUGAUGCAUCGCUGCAGCGUAGACGGUUGUAACGCAGCCUUCCCCUCGAAACGAUCUCGCGAUCGCCAUUCGGCGAAUCUCAACCUGCACCGGAAACUGCUGUCGACCUCGUCGAGUCCACCGCUCUCGUCCAGUCUGCCGCCGAGUCUAUCACCGCGCGUCGACGACCCGCAGAUGAACCCGUUGCUGCAUAACGAGUUCCUGGCGAGACUUUAUGCCGACGCCGGCAUAGGUGCCUUGGGUGCAUACCCUUUAGCACCUAGUUUGCCGUCCGCGAUCGAUUUGGCGGCUAGAAUACCACCGCCGCAUCCGCUGUUGCUGCCACCGCACCUCGGCGCUACCUUCCCGGGUCUUUCCUCCUUCGCAUCUCACCUGGCCGGCCUGAACGGUCUCACUCAUCAGCACUUGAACCAUCUAACGAGACUGACCCAGGAACAGGGCAACAGGCAUGUGUCCGCCUCGCCCAUGUCCUCGCCAGGUUUGGACGAUCGUAAAGAGGAGGCUAGAUGUACUAUACCCGGCUGCGAGCGCGUCUUUGGCUCCAGGGCUGUGCGGGACGCGCAUUCCAGGGAUCCCCAGGCCCACCGCGAUUUGCCGAUCCUAUCCACCAGCAGUGGCUCGUGACCGAUCUCGUUCUGCGGUCGCGGACACGAUUAUUAUUCCCUACUGUGAUGCCAAAAUCUUAACGGCGAUUCGAUCCGAUCGAUCGAUCACCGAUGAUCUCGUUUCUACGUAGGGUCGGCAGACGAUGCGGUCCUCACGAACGUUAUUCAAAACGUUCACGGACAUGCAUAAUAACGUGCAAUAUCGAGCGGAGUGCAUACGGGAUGAUCGACCAUGACGUGACUGAUACGAUAGUCCUUUAAUCAAGGUCGAAGAUCUGCCCAUGGAGCCAGUUCCAACGUGGUAAUAUUUGCCUGCCAGUUCUUUCAAUUUCUCAGAUUCAUUCGUCAGGAUAAUUAUUGACCUGAUCUAGUCAAACUGGAAAUUUUAUUUCACGCGUUAUCAGAAAUGAUAAGGUAGAAAUCGCGCGCUGAAUCGCUGCCGAUCAAUUUCGCUUGAUCAAUCAUUGCGCAAAAUAUUUUGAUACUUAACAAAAUACUUUAAUACUUUGACAAUCUUAAAUUCUACAUUCAACAAUAAUAAUGAUGCAUCAAGAAAAUCUUGGAAAACUCACAUGUCCAGUAAAUCAUCAAUUUUUCAGGAAGAACGUUAAAUUGUUGUGUAGAAUUUUAUUUAAA
Molecule: messenger RNA, 7340 nt
Organism: Camponotus floridanus (Florida carpenter ant)
Lineage: Eukaryota; Metazoa; Arthropoda; Insecta; Hymenoptera; Formicidae
Exons: 6
Coding region: 1159-6723 (1854 amino acids)
Biological process (GO): regulation of DNA-templated transcription
Cellular component (GO): nucleus
Source: RefSeq, a predicted model, not a curated record